CGCCCACUCUCCUCCUCCUUCCCGCCCUUUCCUUGACCCCGCCCCUUUCCCCUGCCAGGCCCUGCGCUUUCCCUGAGCCCGCCUCAUUUCAUUCCUUCCCUGCCCUUUCAUUGGCCGCAGCUCUCUUCUCCCUUGAGCCCCGCCUAUCUGCUGGCGCGUUGUCUCCGGCGCAUGCGCAGACUGCUCGGAAGUUGCUUCCCCGGAGUGCCGCCAUCUUUGCUCCUGGUCCCCGACGGGGCUCCCGCGUGUCUGAGACCUACGACAGGAUUCCCAAUUCCCAAACCUUUGCAGGAUGGAGGAGGAGGCUGUGAGGAAGAGGAAGGUGCCCCAGGACAGCCAGGCAGACAAGGAGCUGAGCAUGGAGACCAGGGAGGACAAAUCCCCACGGCAGAUCCUCGUGGAAGAGGCCGUUUUGAGCAGCUCCACGGUGCAGGAAUCCAGCGGGGAGGAAAAGUCCUGGCGAUCCCUGGUGAGAAGAGACUGCAAAAGCAGAUCACGAGGAUCUGAGGAGGAAAGAGCCACCCUGUGCCAGGAAGGCGGCCAGAGAUGGAGCCAGAGCUCAGACCUGGUGGUCCAUGAGCAGCUUCAUGAUGGGGAGAAGCCCCACAAGUGCUUUGAGUGUGCAAAGAGCUUCAGCUGGCGGUGCGACCUGCUUCGCCACCAGAGGAUUCACACAGACGAACGGCCCUACGAGUGUGGGGAAUGUGGGAAGAGCUUCAGGUACAGCUCCAGCCUGAUCAGUCACCAGAGGAUCCACACUGGGGAGAGGCCUUACGAGUGUGGGGAAUGUGGGAAGAGGUUCAGAGAGAGCUCCAGCCUAACCAAGCACCACAAGAUCCACACUGGGGAACGGCCAUACAAGUGUGGGGAAUGUGGGAAGUGCUUCAGGCACCGUAGUUACCUGACCAUACACCAGAGGAUCCACACUGGGGAGAGGCCCUACAAGUGUUCCGAGUGUGGGGAGGGGUUUCUGACCAGCUCCAAGCUCCUUGAACAUCAGCAGACACACAUAGAGGAGAGGCCCUUCCACUGCCCUGACUGCGGGAAGGGCUUCACGCGGAACUCCAACCUCAUCACCCACAGGCGCAUCCACACCGGGGAGAGGCCCCACGAGUGUGAUGUAUGUGGGAAGAGCUUCAUACAGAGCUGGGACCUGAUCUGCCACCAGAGGACCCACACUGGGGAGAGGCCUUAUGAGUGUGAUAAAUGCAGCAAGAGGUUUCCCACCAGCUCUCAUCUCCUCCUGCACCAGCGGAUUCACAGAGAGGAGAGGCCCUUCCGCUGUCCUGACUGCAGGAAGGGCUUCAAGUGGAAAUCUGCCCUCACCACCCACCUGCGCAUCCACACUGGGGAGAGGCCCUACGAGUGUCCCCAGUGUGGGAAGAGCUUUUCACAGAGGUCUCACAUGACCCAACACCAACUGAGGCACUGCACGGGGGCAGAGCAAAGGGCAGGAAAGGAUUUCCAAUUCCCAAACCUUUGCAGGAUGGAGGAGGAGGCUGUGAGGAAGAGGAAGGUGCCCCAGGACAGCCAGGCAGACAAGGAGCUGAGCAUGGAGACCAGGGAGGACAAAUCCCCACGGCAGAUCCUCGUGGAAGAGGCCGUUUUGAGCGGCUCCACGGGGCAGGAAUCCAACGGGGAGGAAAAGUCCUGGCGAUCCCUGGUGAGAAGAGACUGCAAAAGCAGAUCACGAGGAUCUGAGGAGGAAAGAGCCACCCUGUGCCAGGAAGGCGGCCAGAGAUGGAGCCAGAGCUCAGACCUGGUGGUCCAUGAGCAGCUUCAUGAUGGGGAGAAGCCCCACAAGUGCUUUGGGUGUGCGAAGAGCUUCAGCUGGCGGUGCGACCUGCUUCGCCACCAGAGGAUUCACACAGACGAACGGCCCUACGAGUGUGGGGAAUGUGGGAAGAGCUUCAGGCACAGCUCCAGGCUGAUCUAUCACCAGAGGAUCCACACUGGGGAGAGGCCUCAUGAGUGUGGGGAAUGUGGGAAGAGGUUCAGCCACAGCUCCAGCCUGAUCUGCCACCAGAGGAUCCACACUGGGGAGAGGCCCUAUGAGUGUGGGGAAUGUGGGAAGAGGUUCAGAGAGAGCUCCAACCUAACCCAGCACCAGAAGAUCCACACUGGGGAACGGCCAUACAAGUGUGGGGAAUGUGGGAAGUGCUUCAGGCACCGUAGCCACCUGACUGUACACCAAAGGAUCCACACUGGGGAGAGGCCCUACAAGUGUUCCGAGUGUGGGAUGGGGUUUCUGACCAGCUCCCAGCUCCUUGAACAUCAGCAGACACACACAGAGGAGAGGCCCUUCCAUUGCCCCGACUGCGGGAAGGGCUUCAAGCACAACUCCAACCUCACCAGCCACAGGCGCAUCCACACCGGGGAGAGGCCCCACGAGUGUGAUGUAUGUGGGAAGAGCUUCAUACGGAGCGGUGACCUGAUCCGCCACCAGAGGACCCACACUGGGGAGAAGCCUUAUGAGUGUGAUAAAUGCAGCAAGAGGUUCCGCACGAGCUCCAAGCUCCUCGUGCACCAGCGGAUUCACACAGAGGAGAGGCCCUUCCGCUGCCCCGACUGCAGGAAGGGCUUCACUCAGAACUGCGCCCUUGUCAGACACCGGCGCAUCCACACUGGGGAGAGGCCCCACGAGUGUCCCCAGUGUGGGAAGAGCUUUUCACAGAGGUCUCACAUGACCCAACACCAACUGAGGCACCAGUAAGGGAAGCCCUGUGAGUGCCCUGAGUGCAGGAAGAGCUUUGUGCACUGCUCCAGCUGCGUCCCCCACUGGAGGACCCACGUUGGGCAGAGCCCUGGUCACCCACAUUCCCUGUGAUCCAUGUCGGGAAGACACCUGGCUGGUUAUCCUUUUUUUUUAGGCGUAAUUUUUUUCUCCUCUCUCUUAAUUUGCAUUCCAGAAGCCAAGAGAGAUCCAUCUGUCACCUCAAAACCACUGAAAUCCCACUGAGAACAACUCAACCUUACCCCAAAAGGGCUCAAUCCCACCUCAGAAUGGCUUGUUCCCACCUCAGAAAAACUCAAUCCCACACCAAACUUACUCAAUUCCACAGCUGCCAGGCUGAGAUGGGGCUGGAAGGAGAUUGGGAGAAGUGGGAUCCAAAUUUGGAGCGGUGGGAUCGGGAUUGUGCAUGGCUGGGUGGGUGGGAUGUAUUUGAUAGUAAACCACUUGUGUGGUUAUAAUGUGGGGCCAGGUCAUGUCUGUCACCCUCCCUUACAAGGGGGGCUGAGAUCAUCUCCAUUCCUGCUUACCUGGGGGAUGGGCUGGAGGUGCUCUCUGUGGAGCGGAGUUUCUGGUGGGGCCUCUGCAACCAUCAUUGCCAGGUGGAAAGAGAGGAGAGGAGAGGA
Molecule: messenger RNA, 3357 nt
Organism: Hirundo rustica (Barn swallow)
Lineage: Eukaryota; Metazoa; Chordata; Aves; Passeriformes; Hirundinidae
Product: zinc finger protein 345-like
Exons: 6
Coding region: 293-2713 (806 amino acids)
Biological process (GO): regulation of transcription by RNA polymerase II
Molecular function (GO): RNA polymerase II cis-regulatory region sequence-specific DNA binding; DNA-binding transcription factor activity, RNA polymerase II-specific
Source: RefSeq, a predicted model, not a curated record